Daphnia pulex (common water flea) is the source of this 1719-nucleotide messenger RNA. RefSeq lists its product as uncharacterized. The transcript is spliced from 2 exons. NCBI's taxonomy places the organism in Eukaryota, Metazoa, Arthropoda, Branchiopoda, Diplostraca, Daphniidae. The record is from RefSeq and is a predicted model, not a curated record. The coding region runs from base 835 to 1719 and encodes 294 amino acids.
AAGUAGAUCCAUCAGCGCAUUUUCCAAUUGCAUAAAAAAUGUCUGGGAAUGUAUCUUCUCCGCCAACUUCACCUUUACUUUCGUCACUGUGAUGGAACAUGCAAUGUUUGACCAAUUGGAUUUCGAGUACAAAAAGAUUAAACAAAAAUUGGCUGUGAUUAAACGAAAAUUGGCUGAAGCUUACAAAAAGUCCUUAAAAGUCGUCAAAACAGAAAUGAUCAAAUCGAUCGAAGAAAGAAAAACUUCAGUUUCCUUUAACAACUACUUUAACUACGAAGACAAACUUCGCAAUGAAGUACAUCUUGCUGUAGAGGAACUAAAUAAAGAGGUGAAUGACUGGUGUACAAAAAAGGCCAAGAAAAGUGGAAACUCCAAUUUCAAAAUAUGUGGGAUCGCAACAAGAAGGAUCAAGAUUUUAACUGGAGAUUAAAACUGAAAAACGCCUACAAUAAACUGUUCAACUUCGAAAGUCGUGUGGAAGAAUACAAAAAAAAAGUGCGUCAGCAAAUCAACAAAUUCUUCGAAUCAACCAAAUCAAACGUUUCCGGAUGGAGAGAAAAUGAAAAGAAUCAAGUAUUCGAAGAAAUGUUCCAAAAAAUUUUAGACGAAGCGAAAAUGGAAUUUCCUACCAUAGACGUGAAAGGUGAAAUUUAAAAAGUGUGUCAAAACAGCAGUGUGAUUAACAAAAGACAAACUGAAAUAAAAUGGACUGAUGAACAGAUCAAUUCAAUAAUGGACUAUCAAUCGUUCUUAAAACUUGAAGAACAACAGUUUGAUAGCGUUUUAAAUGACAACGGCAACUAGAGAGAAAAGAAAAAACAAAAUCGCGUCACAAUGUGUGCUGAUUCUGUUAGAGACACCAUCAACAGAAUCGCAGCUGUGACGCUCUGUUAUGAUAAUAGUAUCGUUUCUCAUAUUAUUCGUGAAAUACAUUCCAAACUACGCGCACACCAACUUACUUAUCAUUCCGAUGUUCAGAAUAUGUUUCAAUAUGGUAUGGUACUUACAGUCAAUUUCAUGGAAAAAAUUCAAGAUCAAUGGGAAAAAGAAAACUCGGUGCCUGCGAAACUCGAGUCCAACAAAGAAAAUCUGCGCAAGAAUUUCAUGAUGGUGUCAAACGGCGUGGCAAAGACCAAGCUGUUUGCUUCUAACAUGGCAGACAUCUUGGAAGAAAAGAUUAUUCCAGCAUUUGAAAAUGAUAUGGUGCAGAGGACUUUUCGAAGAAUUCGAAACGAGCGUUGGCUAUACGAUGCCAGAUUCAUGCAAAAGCACAUGGAUCUCCAUUUGAUCGACUUGCUGGAAAGAGAGAAAUUGAAUCAAGUAUUCGAUUACAUAGCCAAUCCUCAGAGACUUUACGCAGACGUGCUUCACCUCUUAAUCGCUCAAAAGGUCCCCAACAUUGACAAUGAAUGGGAAAGUUUCAAAAAUCAUUUGAGAAAUGCAAUUAAAAAAGUGGCAGCAGUCGAAGUCGACAAAGAAAGAGCGCAGAAUUUGGUCGACCAAUUACGAAAAGAAUUUGUGUAUAGUUAUUUGCAGAGCGAAAUUUUAGGCUCGGCAUUUCGAAUCGAUUUCAGUGGCGAAUACGAAGACUGUGACAACGAAGAAAAGAAAGAAUUUCAAGAGGCCUGCUGGACAAAAUUAAUUGAAGUUCUAGAAAAGCAAGAAGCUAUUACAAAUCAUAGAGAAUAUUUUGAAGAAUUAAUUCCAUGCAAACGAUAA